AUGAGAAAAUUUGAAAUUAAGUGCAAAGGAAAGCCUAUAAAAGACUUUAAAGAUAAUGUUUUAGUUAGUUCUGAGCACACAAAAGUUUCUGCUCUUUUUGAAGCUGUUUCAAAGACCAUAGGACUCCCAGAAACUCGAUUGAGACUUUUAGUUAAAGAUAGAGUUUUGAAAAAAGAAGACAAUAUUUGUGAUAUUUUAGAAGAAGAAUGUGUAUAUGUAAAAGAUUUAGGGCCACAGAUUGCAUGGAAAACUGUAUUUUUAGUUGAAUAUAUAGGACCGUUAUUGAUUCACCCAUUGAUAUAUGGAUGUCCGUUAAUUCAGCAAUUAUUAUAUGGAAAAGUGGUGCAUCAUUCUUCUUCUCAAAGAGUUGUUUUUAUACUUGUUCUUCUUCAUUUUAUAAAACGAGAAUUGGAGACAUUAUGGGUACACCGAUUUUCAAUGGAUACAAUGCCAAGAAGAAAUUUAUUUAAGAAUUCAUUCCAUUAUUGGAUUUUGGGUGGCAUAAACAUGGCUUAUUGGACAUACGGGCCUUGGUUUUCGCCUUUAUAUCAGUCUCACAUUAUUUUAUUAUUCUUUGUCAUUCUAUGGGGGUUUUCUGAAUACGCUAACUUUAAGACUCAUCUUAUUUUGCGCAGCAUAAGACCUCCGAAAUCACGUAUUCGUCAAAUUCCUAAAGGUUUUGGUUUUAAUCUUGUGUCAUGUCCAAAUUAUUUUUUUGAAUAUACAUCAUGGCUUAUUGUAGCUUCCAUAAGCCGUUCAUUAUCUUCUUGGAUAUUUCUUGCUGUUAGUGGUGUUCAAAUGUGGCUUUGGGCCCUCAAAAAGCAUAGAAGAUAUAUAGAUGAGUUUAAUGAUUAUCCUAAGCAAAGAAAGGUUAUGUUUCCUUAUAUUUUGUAG
Pneumocystis jirovecii RU7 is the source of this 894-nucleotide messenger RNA. RefSeq lists its product as uncharacterized. Bases 1 to 894 code for a protein of 297 amino acids. Gene Ontology annotation, molecular function: oxidoreductase activity, acting on the CH-CH group of donors. Gene Ontology annotation, biological process: very long-chain fatty acid biosynthetic process. NCBI's taxonomy places the organism in Eukaryota, Fungi, Ascomycota, Pneumocystomycetes, Pneumocystales, Pneumocystaceae. The transcript is spliced from 4 exons. The record is from RefSeq and is a predicted model, not a curated record.